Molecule: messenger RNA, 567 nt
Organism: Varanus komodoensis (Komodo dragon)
Lineage: Eukaryota; Metazoa; Chordata; Lepidosauria; Squamata; Varanidae
Product: prorelaxin H1-like
Exons: 2
Coding region: 1-567 (188 amino acids)
Cellular component (GO): extracellular region
Molecular function (GO): hormone activity
Source: RefSeq, a predicted model, not a curated record
AUGGGGCAGAAGCAGCUCCUGUGGUUGACGAUAGCCGCUGUGCUAGUAGAGAUGAGCAUUCAGAUCACUGCAAAAUCUGGAGCAGAAGUACUCCAGAGUAAGAUAGCUAAAAGAGAUUUCCAGUUGUGUGGUAUCGACCUGCAAAGGCAGAUACGCUUUAUUUGUGGAGACAGUGACUGGAAGAGGAGAUCCCUCCAAGCGGAAAGUUAUCCACAAGUUCCUGGCAGUCGGAAUGCAGGUCAAAUGGCUGGCAAAGAAGGCCUGAAGAAUGUGAAGUUUCAGUCAGCUCCAGCUCCUGAAGUAAACGGGCUUCAUGAUGACCAUGAACAGCUUUCUGAACCAACCUCAGGAAAUUCCCAGGAAUUAAAAAAACACAUUUUUACAGCUGUAGAUGGUGCUGCUCAGCAGCGCCCUGAUUCAGUUGUGGGGACCAGUCAGAUUGGAUCAGAUUUCUCACAGGACAAACAACCCAUAAAAAAAAGUCAAACAUAUCAGGAGAUGGCAGACAAGUGCUGCAAUGAAGGGUGCACUGACCAAGAUAUUCGUCAAGUUUUCUGUCCAGCUUAA